AUGAGUGAAUUCGACUACCGGGGGCCAGUGAAGCUGGUCGUGUUCGAUUGGGCCGGCACCACGGUCGACUUCGGCUGCUUCGCACCGGUGGCCCCGUUCAUCCAGGUCUACGCCGAUUCGGGAAUCGAAGUCACCAUGGAACAGGCCCGCGGCCCGAUGGGCAUGCAUAAGAAAGACCACAUUCGCGUGCUAGGCCAACUCCCUGAGGUCGGCCAGCAGUGGCAACUCAUUCACAAUCGACCCUUUGUCGAAGACGACGUCGACGAGUUGUACCAGCGUCUGCUACAACCCGAGGUCACCCAGGCCAUCGCCGAAGCAAGUGGGCUGAUCCCCGGCAUGAUCGAAGCGGCCAAGCGUCUGCGGAAACGCGGGGUGAAGAUCGGCGCCACGACCGGCUACUUCCGCGAUGCGGCGAAAGGCGUAGUCGACCGCGCAGCCCGCAAAGGAUACGCCCCCGAUAUCAGCCUCUGUGUCGACGAUGUCCCCACCGGGCGUCCCGCCCCCUGGGCGAUGUUCGCCAUCAUGCGUGAACUCGAUGUCUAUCCGCCCUCGGCCGUGGUGAAGGUGGGCGACACCGUGCCGGACAUCGGCGAAGGACGCAACGCCGGAGCCUGGACCGUCGGCAUCACCCGCACGGGCAACGACGUUGGCCUCACCCAAGAGCAACUCGCCAGCCUCAGCGACGCCGAACGGAAGCAACGCAUCGACGCGGCAGGCAAGAACCUUCUCGCUGCCGCUCACCGACUUGCGGCUUACAUCUACAAGGAGACACCGGUGGAUCCCGAGAUUCCCUACCUGUUGCUAACCCCGGGGCCGUUGACCACCUCGCGAACUGUGAAGGAAGUCAUGCUCAGCGACUUCUGCACCUGGGACAACGACUACAACGACAUCGUGACCGACAUUCGCCAGCGUCUGGUGAAGCUCGCCACGGCCAGCGACGACUACACCUCGGUGCUCAUGCAGGGCAGUGGUACGUUCAGCGUCGAGGCCACCAUCGGUUCGGUCAUCCCGCCCGCUGGCAAGAUUCUGAUUGUCAACAACGGGGCCUACGGUAACCGGAUGGUGCAAAUCGCCCGCCGGUUGAACAUCGACUGUGUAGAACUGAAGCUGCCGGAAGUCCGUCCCGCCGACAUCGAAAAAAUCGCCACAGCCCUGGCAGCCGACAAUUCGAUCACCCACGUGGGCAUGGUCCACUGCGAAACCAGCACCGGCAUGCUCAACCCCGCCGAGGAAGUCGGCAAACUCACCCGCGAACAUGGACGGGUCUACAUACUCGACGCGAUGAGCUCCUUCGGCGGUAUCCCCAUGACUAUGGAGAGCACGGGAGCCGACUUCCUGGUCUCCAGCGCCAAUAAAUGCAUUCAAGGCGUUCCCGGCUUCGGGUUCGUCAUCGGCAAGCGGUCGCUGCUGGAAGACUCCAAGGGUUGGGCUCGUUCGUUGAGCCUCGACCUGUACGACCAGUGGUGGGAAAUGGAAAGCAAACACGGCAAGUGGCGAUACACCUCACCAACGCACGUCGUGAGAGCCUUCGCUCGGGCUCUCGACGAACUCGAUAGCGAAGGCGGCGUGGCCGUCCGCUACGAACGCUACCGAGAAAACCACCGCCGCCUGGUCGCCGGCUACGAGCAGCUCGGGUUCCGCCCCUUAUUGCCUGCCGAAUGGCGUUCGCCGAUCAUCACCUCGUUCCUGUAUCCCGAAGACCCCAGCUUCACGUUCGACACGUUCUACGCCGCGAUGAAGAAGAGACGCUUCGUUCUCUACCCGGGCAAAGUGAGCGAUGCCGACACCUUCCGCGUAGGCACCAUCGGGCAUGUCUACCCAGAGGAUAUCGACGAACUGGUCGCCGCAACCGCCGCAGCAGUGGAAGAGCUGAACCUGAAAAUCGCCGCGGCUUAA
Messenger RNA from Cladocopium goreaui, 1896 nucleotides. NCBI's taxonomy places the organism in Eukaryota, Dinophyceae, Suessiales, Symbiodiniaceae. The record is from the annotation of a GenBank genome assembly.